This is a messenger RNA of Penicillium malachiteum, 495 nucleotides long. Its product is annotated as GNAT family N-acetyltransferase. Gene Ontology annotation, molecular function: acyltransferase activity, transferring groups other than amino-acyl groups. The transcript has a single exon. The coding region runs from base 1 to 495 and encodes 164 amino acids. The record is from RefSeq and is a predicted model, not a curated record. NCBI's taxonomy places the organism in Eukaryota, Fungi, Ascomycota, Eurotiomycetes, Eurotiales, Aspergillaceae.
AUGCCACCAACAUUAACCUUCUCGGACAUUCAUUCCUUGAAAAGGAACGAGGCAAUAGAAAUUCUUACCCAGAUAUCGCGUAUCGAGAAGAAGACAUUCCCCACCAAUGAGGCAUUCGCCUUUGGAGAAGAAUUGUGGAGAAAGAAGCCCAACACGCGAGUACUAUACGCGACUCAAACCAGGGAGGGCAGUAAACCAGAGCUUAUCGCCUAUGGAGUGUAUGUGCGCCAGAAGGGCGUUGCUCUCCUACACAAGGUCUGCGUGAUAGAAGCCUGUCGACGACAGGGUGUUGGGCAGCAACUUAUGUCCUACAUUCAAGAGCGCCUGCGAAAGGAGGGCUGCCACUACAUUCAACUGUGGGUAGACAAGGCCAGGGAACCUGCCCGGGCAUUAUAUCAGCGUGGUGGAUUCAAGGAGCAAGAGGAGAUCCCUGACUACUAUGCCCCUGGUCGGACGGGGAUUCGAAUGAUCCUAGACUUGGAACGUGAUGGGUGA